AUCGCUGGAGUGCGCUGUCCUCUGUACAGAGUGAAUCGAGAGGACGUGUUGAUGACGUUUGCAAUAUCCAUUUUGUACAUUAUUCGCAUUUGUUGUCGAUUCGGUCGGACUACUGGGUUAUAAACACGUAUUUUUUUUUUACAGUUAGCCUUCCAAGGCUAAAUAAGAAGGCAUCCUGGAAGAAGCGGGUGAACCGAAGAUCUCUACGCAGCAUGGAUUCUAUGUAACUCCGGCAAAAUGUAAUGAGGAGAUGACUCCGGGAGAGAAAGAUCAACAGGGUACCAACCGUAUAGUGUUGGUCAAGAAAAUGAUCAUGAAAGAUGGGCCCACGAUUAGGCUUGGUGAUCAUGACGUGAUUUCCACCUUGCAUGACAGCGAGCCGGGCCAUGGCAUUGGCAGACCCAGUGUCUCCCAUGCUGUUGUGGUCAUCUUCCUGGAGUUCUUUGCCUGGGGUCUCCUCACCACUCCCAUGCUGACAGUUUUACAUGAAACAUUUCCACAGCACACAUUUCUGAUGAAUGGCCUUAUUCAAGGUGUGAAGGGCCUCCUGUCCUUCAUGAGCGCCCCUCUGAUUGGUGCCCUGUCAGAUGUGUGGGGCAGGCGGUCCUUCCUAUUGGUCACUGUGUUCUUCACCUGUGCCCCCAUCCCGCUCAUGAGACUCAGUCCCUGGUGGUACUUUGCAGCGAUUUCCAUGUCAGGGGCUUUCUCUGUCACCUUCUCUGUCAUCUUUGCUUAUGUCUCUGAUGUCACUGAGGAGCAUGAAAGAAGCACAGCAUACGGACUGGUGUCGGCUACGUUUGCAGCCAGCCUGGUGACGAGUCCAGCCAUCGGGGCGUACCUGUCCGCGUGUUACGGUGACAACCUGGUGGUGUUGGUGGCUACGCUGGUGGCUCUGGCAGACAUCUGCUUCAUCCUGCUGGCCGUGCCUGAGUCCCUACCGGAGAAGAUGAGACUCAACACCUGGGGAGCACCUAUCACCUGGGAGCAGGCAGACCCCUUCCAGUCGAUGAGGAAAGUGGGAAAGGAUCCCACAGUUCUUCUCAUCUGUAUAACCGUGUUCCUGUCCUACCUACCUGAGGCUGGUCAAUACUCCAGCUUCUUCCUAUAUCUUAGACAGGUCAUUAACUUUUCAUCUGCAACAAUCGCAGUGUUCAUCGGGGUGGUUGGAAUCCUCUCCAUCAUAGCCCAGACACUUAUUCUCACAGUCUUGAUGAGAACUAUUGGAAACAAGAACACGGUCCUUCUGGGCCUGGGCUUCCAGAUUCUACAGCUGGCCUGGUACGGCUUCGGGUCAGAACCAUGGAUGAUGUGGGCUGCAGGUGCAGUUGCAGCCAUGUCUAGUAUCACCUUUCCUGCAGUGAGUGCCCUGGUGUCUCGCAGUGCAGACCCAGAUAAGCAAGGUCUGGUUCAGGGGAUGAUCACUGGUAUCCGAGGCCUGUGUAACGGUCUGGGCCCGGCGCUGUACGGACUUAUCUUCUUCAUGUUUAACGUAGAGCUGAACACAAUCGAUCCCAUCCAGGGAGAGUACCCCAUCGACCCUUUACCUGUUAACCCCCCGACUGAGAAAUCCUUGAUCCCCGGCCCUCCCUUCCUGCUGGGCUCAUGCACGGUGGUGGUGGCCUUCCUGGUAGCCUUGUUUAUCCCUGAGAACACCGAACCUCCUGUGGUGACCUGCGCUGACGCCAAGGAUACCUCCAUGCUAGCCGGCGUCCACAUCAACACCCCGUUACCGGGCAGCGACGAGGACACGCCAGCGCCGACCAGCGACGAGGACUUUGAGCCCCUCCUGCAGGACAGUGUUGUGUGACUGAGGGAGGGCAGCAGGCCCCUCCUGUAGGACAGCGUUGUGUGACUGAGGGAGGGCAGCAGGCCCCUCCUGUAGGACAGCGUUGUAUGACUGAGGGAGGGCAGCAGGUGGUUCCUGCAGGACAGCGUUGUAUGACUGAGGGAGGGCAGCAGGUGGCUCCUGUAGGACAGCGUUGUAUGACUGAGGGAGGGCAGCAGGUCCCUCCUGUAGGACAGCGUUGUAUGACUGAGGGAGGGCAGCAGGUCCCUCCUGUAGGACAGCGUUGUAUGACUGAGGGAGGAUGAAGGGCAGCAGGCGGCUUUGGUAUUAUUACACCCAUCUAUGGGUACCACGCCCCCCAUGUAGCCUACGUAUCCUCAACGGAGGAGAGGGAGAGAGGCCUAGCUAACAAACCUCAAUAUUCUGUGCAACUCUGCACUGCACAACCAACCAGUCCCCGCUCCUGUCCCAUAAAAACUAGUAUUUAUUUUUAUUUUUGACCUGGAUUGGAUUUGCUGUUUAUGAUGUAGUGAUCUUACAGGGGAUGCUUUUUUUGGGGGGGGGGGUUCAUCUCUAGGACCUCUAAGUUUUAAAUCUGAAGGGAGCGACAGCGAAGAUGGCGGACCCAGCGGGCAAAAGUGGUUACUGGUUGGUAUCUGGUGCCAUUUCAACCAGGUUUGCCCACUGGGUAGAUUGAGUUGUUCAAUAGAGGUAGAAGGGAAAGAGCUUGCUGUGCCCGGCAUCUUAUUGCUUUAACGCAUCUUCAAGCUCAGCAUUUACUGUAGCCCACAUCUAAUGGUACCUCAACACAAGGAGGCUUGAACCGAGUCUGUGAAAUGCAAGGAGAUAUGUGCCAGUAGUCAGUCAACAACACUUAAAAUAUUUACUUCGAAAGCUUGUUCACUAUGAGCAGCCAUAAGAUUACGACAUUAUAUAAUGGAUGAGAUGUAUACUGUAAGUCCGAUAUUUCAUGGGAGCUUCUGUUCAGAAGCCUUACAGCAACUCAUAUCAUUCAGAGAGCAGUUAUCAUAUCAUUGUCUUAUAACUGGUGGGUAAACAUGGGAGAUUAGGAUGAUAGGAUAUUUGACAUAGGAAGAUUAGAUCUUGGUGUAAUUUUUACUCCCAAGAUCUCAACUUCUCACUUUAUUGUGCAGAGUUUUGGUACUUGAACCACUGGUCCUAGAGUAACUGCUAAACGUGUUUCUGUAUAGUGAGAACUAUUUAAGAUAUUCACUGGAUAUGGCCUCUUGUCAGUAGGAGGCAGUGCUGUGGUGUGGAUGAUGCCAUUAGGUUAUGGUUGUCAUGGUUUUAUGCAGUGCUCUGCAGUUUCUGUUCAGUCUGUGAAAUCUUGAUUGCUACUGUACUAAAAAGGUUUUUUUUCUUAAAAUAUGAGGUAUUUUAUUUAUAUUAUCCAUACUGUAAAAAUGAUAUUGCUAACGUUCUGCAACAUAUUGACAGAAAUGUCUAGGCUACUCUGGUAGUAAUAAUAAUGUAUUUAACUUAGAGAAACAAGUUUUUACUGGUUUUCUUUUUGUAAUUUUUGGGAGAAUUUUAAAAAUUAUUUUAAUUUUAUUUUAAGUAUAACCUUACCCUGAAAUAUAUGAUGGGGGUGGAUUUUUUUUUCUUGUUUUCUUUUGUGUGUGUGUGUGUGGGGGGGGGCAAAAUCAUGACUUUUAAUCAUUGUUUAUUUUCUUUCACUAAAUAUGUCCCAGUGUUGCAAGCUACCUCAGCUUUAAAAAUUACUUAUUUUAACGCAAAACUAUCGUUAUCUCAAAUAGUUUUCACCUCCCAAGAGUAAAACUUCAAUAACCCGGGGAUUAUAAAAUGUAAAUUAAGAGAAAGCAAUUUGACCUGAUCAAAUCCAUUAGGGGCACAUUUUUAUUGUACAUAAUGAUUAUUUUCUGUGAGGUUGUCACAAUGUCUAAAUGUUCAUAUUUUAUAUGUACAUACUGUAUUGAAUUAAAGGUAUUAGCCUGUAUACCUACAGGUUAGGCUUUUAAAACUAACAUUUACCCCCAAUGAACUACAACACCAAGUUGUUUUCCCUAAUGUGAAUGAGGAAGUAGUUUGUCGAGACCUACCUACAGCUGUAUGUAAAGCUACUCCAUACCGUGUCAAGUUGAGUAUGUACUGAAGGAGAUUCCUGUUUGGAUGCAUAAUGCAUGAAUAGUGACUAGCUGUCCAUGGAUCUUUUUAAGAGUAGAGUAUUAGAAAGCUCACAAAAUGUGUUGUAUCUGGAUGUGAACUUUUAAAAGUAUUUAUAUUCCCCAAAAAGUGGCUAUGGGGACAGAAAGACACAGCUACACAUGUCUUCCUGUCUGUCUCUGAAAUGAAACGAUAAACAAUAUAUUAGGUAUAUAGUUGAUUGGUUGUGCUCAGACAGAGAUUGUGAGUGCUUCUGCUUUCCCCUGAUGGUUUGCCAGUCAUUUCCUUGUUCUCUAAGGUACAUGUACGCAGGUUCCUAUCAGCGAGGGAAAUGAUUGAAGUGAGCAGGAGAAGGUAAAGCUUCCUAUCUGUCACCUCCAACCCCAAUCCUGUUGUGAAGUAUUUUGACCAAGAAUCCAUAAAUUGAUGUCAGAAGGUCAACAGCUACUUUCAGUCAGUGACUGUUGUUGAAUUUCCUCCAGUGUUAUAUUGUACCUGCCUGUAAGAGUAAAAAGGAAUUAUUAGUAUUAUGAAUUCUAUGAUGAAGACUAUUGUAUAUGUUAUGGAAAAGUAUUUCGGAAUGGUUACAAUUCAUAUCUCUAGGACUGCUAUAUUUUGGGAACAUGUUUAGAACUUCGUUGCGCUGAAAUGCAACUCGUGAAGUAUUUUUCUAAUUUUGUGUAACAUGAUGAUUUUGUUGUCAUAGUUACACAUCAACUUCAGAGUUUUGUUUGUAUGAUGAGGAUUUAUAACUGAGACAACACAUUCCACCAUGUGCUCUUUAUGUCUGUAUCUUCACCCAGCAUCUCUGAGAGGAUUAUUAUACAAACGUGCCUAACAAAUGAACAUGUUCAUUUCUGAAGAUAAGACAAAUGACUAUAGCUUUAUCUCAAACUGGCACCCUAUUCCCUUAUUAAUGCACUCAUUUUGACCAGGAUCCAUUGACCAGGGCCUGUUGACCAGGGCCCCAUCGGGUUUUGGUCAAAACUAUUGCACUAUAUAGAGAAUAGGGUGCCAUUUGGGUUGCUGACUAACAGUGUCUAUGAAGUGGAAGUUAUUGCUCAUGAUAACCCAAACAAAUGAAAUAUACACGGGCUAUGUAUAUAUACCUCUUAAGUCUUGUCUUGAAAAAAAUAAAAAAUAAAGGUUGAAUUGUAAUAA
This is a messenger RNA of Oncorhynchus gorbuscha (pink salmon), 5092 nucleotides long. RefSeq names its product hippocampus abundant transcript 1 protein-like. Lineage: Eukaryota; Metazoa; Chordata; Actinopteri; Salmoniformes; Salmonidae. Gene Ontology annotation, biological process: transmembrane transport. The coding region runs from base 251 to 1807 and encodes 518 amino acids. Gene Ontology annotation, cellular component: membrane. The transcript is spliced from 13 exons. Gene Ontology annotation, molecular function: transmembrane transporter activity. The record is from RefSeq and is a predicted model, not a curated record.